This is a messenger RNA of Cyphellophora attinorum, 702 nucleotides long. Its product is annotated as Palmitoyltransferase akr1. Bases 1 to 702 code for a protein of 233 amino acids. The record is from RefSeq and is a predicted model, not a curated record. The transcript has a single exon. Lineage: Eukaryota; Fungi; Ascomycota; Eurotiomycetes; Chaetothyriales; Cyphellophoraceae.
AUGGCUGGCGGCAUUGCGGUGUUCGCCAAUCUCGUUGUCGUCCACCUCUUCCACCUGCCAUCUCCACCCCAAACCGCCGUCGACAGCUGCCACAUCUUGAGCGCUAGCAUCUGCGCCUAUACCCUCCGGGAUCCAUACACUGUUGCCUUGACGAUCUGGUCGAUGCUGCAGCUUCUCUGGAUCGGCAUGCUGGUCGUCGUCCAAUCCCUGCAAAUCGCUAAGAACAUGACUACGUACGAGAACAUGAAGCGGCACAGCCACAAUGAGAACCCACAUUUACCGCUCCACCGCCCCAACAACACCAUCACACAAGGCCACGCCCACGACACAUCCGGCAUCAACGACGUCGCUGCAUCCUCCACCCGCCUCCAACCCACGCCCCACCGGCACGCGGAGGGUUGCUGGACGAAGCUGAAGCGCACGAUCGGCCUGGACGUGUUCUUGGCUACUGCCUCGGAUGCAGGAACCGGAAAGAUGAAGAGCCUGGACCGGGGCAAUCCGUUCAGCAGGGGCUUGAUUGGGAAUUGUCGGGAUUUCUGGUGUGAUCCUGCUCCCGUGUUUGGGCGGCGAGUGAACGGUGAGGCGUAUCUGGGAGGUGAGGUGGUCGAUUAUAGCAGAUUGUAUGAUGUGCCGGUGCGGCUGAGGAGAGGGGCGGGUGGGAUGCGGUAUGAGAGUUUGGCUGGUGAUGAGGAGGAUGUGUGA